Messenger RNA from Lagenorhynchus albirostris (white-beaked dolphin), 2234 nucleotides. RefSeq names its product growth differentiation factor 9 (gene GDF9). Gene Ontology annotation, cellular component: extracellular region. NCBI's taxonomy places the organism in Eukaryota, Metazoa, Chordata, Mammalia, Artiodactyla, Delphinidae. The transcript is spliced from 2 exons. The record is from RefSeq and is a predicted model, not a curated record. Gene Ontology annotation, biological process: BMP signaling pathway; SMAD protein signal transduction. The coding region runs from base 634 to 1998 and encodes 454 amino acids. Gene Ontology annotation, molecular function: cytokine activity; growth factor activity.
GAGAGAACUAGGCAACUUAAUAGUUCUGUGCUCUCUGGAAUUUCAUUGCCAAUUGUGACUUUCUCUCACCCUCCAAAUCAACAUGCAGUAAAUUAUUCUAAGCACCUGGAAGUGGGAGAGGUGAUGAGAAUAGAGAGGGAGAGUAAACCGAAUACCAUAAGUUGCAUACCAACAGAUCUGUGUAUCAUCAUGAAUAAUUAGUUAGCCUUUCCAUGUCCCUUGGAAGUUUCAGCAAGCACCUAAGGAACACUUUAAGGAUGCUAAUCUCUCUCAGAAAAUGGGUGGUUUUAUUUUAAGAGCCUUCCUCAAUUCCUCUUAGCCUUUCAGCUACAUAACUAGUCCAUUAACUUAAGCGAUUUUAAAUAAAUGCCAGGGAAAAGGAAAAGGAAAGCUACAUAACCAAGUAAAUCUGUAUCUAGUUAGGAAAAAUUGGAUAAAGAGGGUGUUAUCAGCUGUUUGACAUACAGCUGAUAAAAUUACCUUCAGCUAGGCAUCCUUGAUGUCUGAUUACAGAAGUGAACCUAGCCCACGCACACACCUAACAUUUAUUUAAGAGACCAACAGAGGCUCUUCCUGGCUUUUAGGAAGAAGACUGGUAUGGGGAAACGUGUUUCUUGCUAAUUCUUCCAAGCCAUGGCACUUCCCAGCAAGUUCUUCCUUUGUUUUUGCUGCUUUGCCUGGCUCUGUUUUCCUAUUAGCCUUGGUUCUCAGGCUUCUAGGGGAGAAGCUCAGAUUGCAGCUAGUGCUCCAUUGGAAACUGAGGCUGAGCCUCAGUCCUCUCUGCAGCCUCUAGAUGGGAGACACAGACCUGGCCUCCUUUCCCCUCUCUUUAAGGUUCUGUACGAUGGGCAAAUGGAGGCCCCCAGGCUGCAGCCAGAUGACAGAGCUUUGCACUAUAUGAAGAGGCUCUAUAAGGCAUGUGCUACCAAGGAGGGGAUCCCGAAAUCCAACAGAAGUCACCUCUACAACACUGUUCGGCUCUUCACCCCCUGUGCCCAGCACAAGCAGGCUCCUGGGGACCAGGUGACAGGUACCCUCCCAUCAUCAGUGGACCUGCUGUUUAACCUGGAUCGUGUUACUGCUGUUGAACAUUUACUCAAGUCAGUCUUGCUAUACACUUUCAACAACUCCGUUUCUUUUCCCUCUCCUGUUAAAUGUGUGUGCAACCUGGUGAUAAAAGAGCCAGAGUUUUCUAGCAAGACUCUCCCAAGAGUUCCAUACUCAUUUACCUUUCACUCACAGUUUGAACUUAGAAAGAAAUACAGAUGGAUUGAGAUUGAUGUGACGGCUCUCCUUCAGCCUCUAGUGGCCUCCAACAAGAGGAGUAUUCACAUGUCUGUAAACGUUACGUGUGUAAAAGACCAGCUGCAGCAUCCUUCAGCGCAGGACUGUCCACUUAACAUGACUCUUCUGGUAGCCCCCUCACUGCUUUUAUAUCUGAAUGACACAAGUGCUCAGGCUUAUCACAGGUGGUAUUCCCUCCACUAUAAAAAGAGGCCUUCACAGGGUCCUGACCAGAAGAGAGAGCUGUCUGCCUAUCCCAUGGGAGAAGAGGCUGCUGAGGGUAUAAGAUCGUCCCGUCACCGGAGAGAUCAGGAAACUGUCAGCUCUGAAUUGAAGAAGCCUCUGGUUCCAGCUUCAUUCAAUCUGAGUGAAUACUUCAAACAGUUUCUUUUUCCCCAAAAUGAGUGUGAGCUCCAUGACUUUAGACUCAGCUUUAGUCAGCUGAAGUGGGACAACUGGAUUGUGGCUCCACACAAAUACAACCCUCGAUACUGUAAAGGGGACUGUCCCAGGGCGGUCGGACAUCGGUAUGGCUCUCCGGUUCACACCAUGGUGCAGAACAUCAUCCAUGAGAAGCUCGAUUCCUCAGUGCCGAGACCAUCCUGUGUACCUGCCAAGUACAGCCCUUUGAGUGUUUUGGCAAUUGAGCCUGAUGGCUCAAUCGCUUAUAAAGAAUAUGAAGAUAUGAUAGCCACUAAGUGCACCUGUCGUUAACAUAGGCUCCUCUCAAGUAAAACCGUGAGUCUCCUGGCCAAAGUAAAUAUCGUGCGGCUGUCUGCCUUUGGGAGAAAGUUUCAUGUAUCAAAUCUCUAAAUGUAAUGCAGUGUGUUGUGUAAGGAGGAGCCUGUGUAGAUUAGCACAUUCUGUGGCAUCUAUCACUGUAAAGGGAUAACAGCUGCCUUUCUCAUUUCCAAAUGUAAAUAAAAUGUACUUCUUUGGAAAGCUUUAAA